Messenger RNA from Drosophila erecta, 1425 nucleotides. RefSeq names its product ataxin-2 homolog. The record is from RefSeq and is a predicted model, not a curated record. The coding region runs from base 217 to 1038 and encodes 273 amino acids. The transcript is spliced from 2 exons. NCBI's taxonomy places the organism in Eukaryota, Metazoa, Arthropoda, Insecta, Diptera, Drosophilidae. Gene Ontology annotation, cellular component: MLL1 complex; NURF complex.
GCCGCCGGCAGCGCCGCCCGCGACAAUCCCGUCGCCAGCGCCCCCUCCCAUUGCAAGCGAGAAAAAGGCGGCGCGGGAGAGAGUCGAGAGUCAUUCGUUUGUCUCACUCCUGCGAGUGGGAAAUUUGUUGUUCCACCUUGAGUGGUGCGACGGGCGGUGGGCGGGGGCGGUGCGUUUGUUUUGAAUUUGCACGCGGUAACAACAAACUGACUCCGGAUGCAAAUCCGCAUGCACUUGCAGGUGGGGGAGAUUUUCACGGCCGCCGGACAGGCGUUCAGCAGACUGGGCGAUCUAACCAUGCAGCUGCAUCCCAAUGCGGAGUCGCCAUCCGGUUCUCAGAUCCGCCAGGCGCUGAAGAAGAAGGCCUUCGAGGACGCCGGCAUUCCCGCUAAGCAAGUGCCCGUCCAGCAGGUGCAACACGUUCUUCAGACACUACCGCAACAGCAGCCGCAGCAGCCCCUUCAGCACCCACCUCCUCAAGUAUUCAAGUCACAGCCCAUCGUGCAGCACGUACAGCUGGUGGCGCAGCCAAAGCAGAUCAUCCUGCAUCCACAGUCCACCACUACGACGGGCACGACGGUAACCGUUAAGCAGUACCAGCAGAUGCAGAAGGCUGCGGCAUUAGCGGCAGCCCAGGCUGCGUCCUCGACGGCCAACAACACGCCCACCAUCACGGAGAACAUCAUUAUCCAGCAGCCCACUUCGACUACAGCGACAGUGGUGCAGCAGCCUCAUGUGGUGUCCACCUGCUCGUCGACGCAGAUCGUGGUGCCCGUAGUGUCGGCAGUGUCCACUGCUUCAACCGUACUCUCGCCCACGGUGGUGAUUGCCGACGAUGUGGUGAGCACCUCCAAUCCUCCAGCGGCAGCGGCGACGGCAGGAUCGCCAGCUGGGGCGCCAGCAGGCUUGAAGUGCGGACCAGACGUGUCCAUGACCCUCAAUCGCAUCAAUGUCCAGGAGAACGAAGUGGACGUGGAGGAGUGCCUGCCUGCCGAGGUGGUCAAGCUGGACUUCGUCAGCGAGGAGGUGGCCGGGUGAGGUUCGAGCCCUCGGAACGGGCUGGACUUCUUCUACUAGAUCUCCGGCCGCAGAACGAAUCACGUAACUUGGAACAGAACCGCUACAAAUCUAGAUCGAGAACUCUUAAACAAAAAGGUUGAGAUGCCGCCCUAGCCCUAAGCCUAAACUGUUAAGUGUUGUCAUAUUUGAUAUACCCUGAAAUCACCUUGUUCCCGGCCCCGAAUGACAAAUGAAUUGUGCGAUGUGGAGGAGGAGUCUGUGGAUCGCCAGCCACAGAGCGUAGAUAUUAAUUGCGGAGCGUGUAUGCCGCGCCUAGACUUAAAUUUACGCAAGACACAAUAGUGCAAAGUACAUAACGACGAUCGUGUAAGUUGAGAGUGAAUAAACGAGCAUUAUUUUAAGAUA